GAUUUAAGGUAGUCACUUGUGUGUGCGCGAUUUCGUAAUCCUUCUCUGAUAAUUCAGCUCUCUCCGCAAUGAUCCGAUUCAUAUUGUUGCAGAACAGGCAGGGUAAGACUCGUCUAGCCAAGUACUAUGUUCCUCUCGAGGAUUCCGAGAAGCACAAGGUGGAAUACGAGGUUCAUAGGUUGGUAGUGAAUAGAGAUCCCAAAUUCACUAACUUCGUUGAGUUCCGAACGCACAAGGUAAUCUACAGGAGAUAUGCUGGGUUGUUCUUCUCGUUGUGUGUCGACAUAACGGAUAAUGAGUUGGUAUAUUUGGAGAGCAUCCAUUUAUUUGUGGAGAUAUUAGACCAUUUUUUCAGCAAUGUUUGUGAGCUAGACUUGGUUUUUAAUUUUCACAAGGUUUAUCUGAUACUUGAUGAAUUUAUUCUUGCUGGAGAGCUUCAAGAAACAAGCAAGAAGGCUAUUAUUGAGAGAAUGGGGGAGCUGGAGAAGCUAGAAUGAUGAUGAUGAUUAUUAUUUAGUUAAAUGUCAAUGCAAUCUGAGUAAAAUUUCCAUGCCAGAUUGCUAGUUAUUGUCUAGCCGUACUGUGAUAUUGUGCUCGCCUGUUUUGCACAGCCAAUCCUUUUCUUGUUGGACAAGCACGCCCUCCUUAACUCCAUUCGGUUUGUGAAUGUUCAAUGAGGUUCAUGGAUAGACUUUUGCUUGAGGAAAAUUGGGUGUCAAUUUUAAACUUAGUUUCUUAUGGUACUUCAAUAUUUCUGAUU
Messenger RNA from Rubroshorea leprosula, 760 nucleotides. NCBI's taxonomy places the organism in Eukaryota, Viridiplantae, Streptophyta, Magnoliopsida, Malvales, Dipterocarpaceae. The record is from the annotation of a GenBank genome assembly.